Messenger RNA from Cataglyphis hispanica, 3148 nucleotides. RefSeq names its product growth hormone secretagogue receptor type 1 (gene ETHR). Gene Ontology annotation, molecular function: G protein-coupled receptor activity. The transcript is spliced from 7 exons. The record is from RefSeq and is a predicted model, not a curated record. Gene Ontology annotation, biological process: G protein-coupled receptor signaling pathway. NCBI's taxonomy places the organism in Eukaryota, Metazoa, Arthropoda, Insecta, Hymenoptera, Formicidae. Gene Ontology annotation, cellular component: plasma membrane. The coding region runs from base 768 to 1979 and encodes 403 amino acids.
GAAUUCUAUGGCACAUCGUAAGUUUUCCAUCAAGGUUUUUAGACCAAGUCGAGAGUCAUAAGAGAUAAACAUUUGUUCGGAGCUUUUCACAAAUUAACAUUCUUGAUUAUGUGAGCUAUUCGAUCGAGGUGUUGAUCCUCCAAUCCUCUUUUAAGUGACGAAGCCAAUCAGGAUGUGUGGCGAAAGGGAGAGAACUCUCGCGAUCUCUUUGACAGCUUCUCCCGCGAGGGAUAAUUCAUAGUGAACGUAACGAGAGACGAGAGACUUUUAUGAUGUCACUUAACGUUAUCGGCACGACUAAAGUGACAGUUACCUUAAAAUCAUUCGCGAAAACGGCGUGCGAGAUUCGCGACGUCAAACAUCGUGCCCUCGCGCCCUCCAAUGCGAUCCUUAGUGGAUUUUCUCGAGCAUUUCGACACGCGACGAUUCCUCGAAAUUUUGACCGUGAGAGUCGCCGUGGCAUCAUGACCGAAAGUAUUGCCGACGUCAAAUUGAAAUUCCUCCUACGAAAAACCCAAGUGGGAGACGGACGUGACGAGCGCUCCUCUACGCGAACCACUCUUGCAUGUAAGGCCUGUAAAUAUGUAACUUAAUCGGGAACUGCCGGGAAGUACGUGAUAGCGUAAACUUACUUCGAGUGUACACGAGGAUACGUGAUCGCGAGGGGGAUUUAGUAGCAGCGGCUUGCCUGGAAAAGGACGAUGCUGUGGCGGACGAGAAGGUAGAGGAAGGUGACAUCAUACACUUUGACACUCGCGUUUAUACGUAUGAGAAAAAUUCACGAGACAAUGCCUACCGUCGCCUUUGAAUUGAAUUCGUCCUAUUACACGACGGCGAUCGGCAACAGUGCGCUCGAUGGAUUCUCAGUAAUCGAGCCGGAGAACGCCACUUCCGCGCUCUACAUGCUGCCCGCUUACAUCCGAACGACUUCGAUGGUGACCUGCAUUAUCGUGAUGGUACUGGGUAUAAUAGGCAACCUGAUGGUGCCGUUAGUCGUUCUGCGGGGUAAGGACAUGAGGAACAGCACCAACAUCUUCCUGGUCAACCUGAGCGUCGCCGAUCUCUGCGUCCUCGUCAUCUGCACGCCUACUGUGCUGAUCGAGGUCAAUUCCGGACCGCAAAUUUGGCCCCUUGGCAAGCACAUGUGUAAAGCUGUCCCGUUCGUCGAGUUGACUGUGGCACACGCUUCGGUCCUCACAAUUUUGGCCAUUAGCUUUGAACGAUAUUAUGCCAUCUGCGAACCUCUAAGAGCGGGAUACGUUUGCACAAAAGCGCGGGCGACUAUCCUUUGUAUCAUGGCGUGGGUGGCAGCGGCGGUGUGUACAAGCCCGAUGGUCUGGGUAUCGCAGUAUCGCGAAAUGAGGAUGACAGGUCACGGCGUCGCGCAGAUCGUCGUCGCUGACGUCGGGAGCGAUCAGCUGGUGGCGGAUGAUCAGGUGAAUCGCGUACCGGUGUGCCUGACGCAGGCCGACACCGUCGCCAGUGUCACGUUCUUCCUGCUAUUGGUGUUGCUCUUCUUCGUCGCGCCGUUCGUGAUACUCGUGGUCCUAUACUCGUUCAUCGUCAGCCACCUUAUUCGCGACUCGUCCGGCAACACCACCAGCGACUCGUAUCACAGCCGUGCCAGGAGACAGGUGGUGUACAUGCUGCUGACCAUAGUCAUAAGCUUCUUCGUGUGCCUGUCGCCCUACCGUCUCCUCAUCUUCUACAUCGUGAUUGCGCCCGCCGAGGAGAUAGCCGCGAUCGAUUACGACACGUUUUUCGGCCUGCUCAAUUUCUGCAGGAUCAUGUUUUAUUUGAACAGCGCUGGCAAUCCGAUACUCUACAAUCUGAUGAGCAGCAAGUUCAGACGAGGUUUCUUGAAACUGUGCGGUCUCGCGAGGGAGAGAGGCACGCGUCUGAGGAGCACGAUCGUCGGCGCGAGGAGAAUCGCGGCGAAUCAUCAGGAGGAUGCAAAUCAGCAGGAAAACUUUUUGUGAAAUGUAGAGCAAGAGAAACAAUACGACUUGCCGUUGUCAAUGCAAGAUAAUACGUUUCUACUUAUAAAGGAUCUCAACUGACGUAUUAAAUGAAAAUGUCAAUUAAUAUCGAAUAAAAUAUUGGCUCUGACAUUUUCUCAAACCCAGAACACCAACGCUCAAUUUGAUAUGCUUGCAAUAAAACGAUAUGAAAGUAUUACUUAAUUAUUAAUUAUAAAUUAUUAAUUAUUAAUUAAAAAUACUUACUAUGAAGAAAGAAAUAUACAAGUAACGGAAAAUUAUAUAUUAUUAAAAAUGGAAAAUUAUAUAUUAUUAAAAAUGAUAUAAAAGCAUUGAAAAAUCAUACAUAUAUUACGAAUGAAAGAGUAAAAAAGUUUGAAAAAUAAUACUUAUAACAAAAAAAAAGAGAGGAGCAUUAAAAAAUUAUAACUUUUAUUUGUACUUGUGCAAUAAAUCACUGGAAGAGAGAGAAAUAGAGAUAGAGAUAGAGAGAGAGAGAGAGAGAGAGAGAGAGAGAGAGAGAGAAACUUAAGACUGACAAUGAAUGGAAAAAAUGAGAACCUUUCUGCUAGAUCGAAUGGGACUAACGUGAGAAAAACUUUCGACAUUCUAUGAGAUAUUAAACUUGGAUUUUUGCGAAAGUUAUACGCGAGAAUAGAACGAACGAUUUGCGCGAAUAAGUUUGAAAAGUUUCGACUCUAAUUAAUGCGAUUUCAUUAUUCAAUAUUGCAGGCGAUCAAGUGCACACUAAUCUGAUAAUAAUUAAAUGUCACAUGAAUAUUUCUCACAUUAAGAUUUUUUAAUGCAAAAAUAUAUGGAACUUUCGUGAAUCUCAUGAAUGUCAAAUGACCUUGUCCUCCUCCUUCUGCAAGUUUGAUUUUAUUUUUUAAACAUCACGAAUUAUUAAUACUUAUUGUGUAAACUUUAUAAGCAUUAAAUGUUCAUAAAAAAAAUAUGUUAUUGUUGGUAUUUUAUAAUUUUAAUGUUUUUUUUAAAUAUAUUUUCAAGCUUGCCCAAGAAUAGAAAAAUUUUUAUCAAAAUAGUUUCUUAGUAGAUAUCGUAUUUUAGAGAGACUUAACGCUGUGCAUGGUACGCAAUAUUAUGAUAAUUUACUAAAAGCUUCGUUGUACGCGACACAUGCGCGCGACAGUAAUCGAUCUCCUGUCUCU